UGCGUCGGUCGUGUCAAACGAGUGUGGGUAAACAAAAAAUUCUUCCGUUUUCGGCGAAGAGCUGCAACAGAAUCCGUUUCAGUAGUUUAGAUAUUCGGAGUUUCACUCGUAUUUCGUUAACAUAUUGGCUAUAAGAAAGUGCUGAACCAAUGCCAAAAGAUGCUGGCCAAAUAUUGUCGUGUUUGCUUAAGUAGCCUCGGUGUAGUUCAUCGACUAAACGAACAAGUGCAUAAAACGAUGACUCUCUAUGCAAUGCUGUGCAAAAUGUAUCCUGAAGCCUUCAUUGAGUAUGACGAUCCUCAAUGGCCAACAAGAGUUUGCGGAAACUGCAAGCGCAGCAUUUUAAAUGCCUUCAGGUUGUACACAGUGUGUAUGGCAUCCUUCGAAGUAUUUAAGAAUGAACUGCAGCAAAGUUCGAUCAAAACGGAGCGGGAUGAAAUAGAUGGCAAAGAGGCGGUUAUUAUCAUAGACGGCGAGGAAAACGACCAGCAUUUUUUAUCAAGUGACCACGAAGAAGGAUUGAAAACGAUAAAAGUAAAAACAAGCGUUAAAGAACAUGAUCUUCUUGAAAUUCUUGUAUUGAAUGAGGAUCAAGCAAGCGACUCAGAAGCUCAACCGCAAGGCUUGGAAUAUGAUGACUUAGAUGCCUCCCAGGAAAUUAAUUCUAACCAAUGGGAAAAUGCAAUGGUUGAAAGGGCGAUAGCAGUACCAGAAGUAUCAGAUGCCAUCGUGGAUUCUGAUUGCAUGAUAGAUGAUACGGAAGAAUCGGAAGAUGAAAGUGUUUUUGGUGAAAUAUUUUCGUCUCAGAUAUUCAGUUGUAAAUCAUGUAAAGACGUAUUUGAUGACAAAAAAACACUAGAGAAACAUCUUAAAUAUCAUAGAGUAGGGUUUCAUAUUUUUUGCAAAAUGUGCCAUAAGGCAUUCAAGCACCAAACUGCUCUUUAUGCUCAUAAAUGUGCUUUCGAUUCCUCGACCCUAUGUUGGAUAUGUGGAAAAUUGUUGGAUACCCUAGAAACGCGUAAGAUACACAUGGAAACCCAUAUGCCGGAGGGUUUGUGGGCCUGUCAGCUCUGCCCGUUACGAUUCUCGACCCAAACUGCGAUGGAAAACCACGAAUACAUGCACAAGAAGGACAUACGACAUUGCUGCGAUAUAUGUGGAGUGAACCUAUCAUCAAAGCGUAAUUUAAAAUACCACCAGGUUGCUGUCCACGGAGGAGGAGUAGAGAAAUUGCACCAAUGCAAUGUGUGUGGUCGCAGAUUUUCCCUUCCUUGUAUGCUUAAGACGCACAUGAACACCCAUACGGGGCUGAGACCGUACAGUUGCGUGUAUUGUAAUCGUGUUUAUGGAAAUGGAAGCGAUUUGGUAGAGCAUGUCGCCAAGCAUCACGUUGGUAACGACAAUAUCUAUCAAUGCCAUCUGUGCGAUGCUGAUUUCGCGAAGAUAAGGGAUCUUAAAGCCCAUUACGAGGUACAUGACAAAAACGGUAAGAAGUUACACAACGAAAUUCUAACAGAUUUUGGAAAGUUCCGGUUUACCAUUACCGAUCUAUUAAAAAUGCGACACCAAAAGGAAAUGGUAGCAGUAUCUAGCAUAGUUUUACCAGAUCUAUGAUAAUCGUCUUAAACAUAGACAAUAUUGACGAUAAGCAGCGAGUGCCCUCAACUUUCGUGGUUAUUCUUACGGAUAAAUUAUAUUAAAAUUAUUAAGAUUAUUAAAAAAGAUUUUGUUAUUGUCCUUUUAAGAAUCGUUAUUCCUCAAUUGUCUAUCAUUAUGACACAGAAUUAAAUUAUACUUUCUGGAGGGAGAGGG
Messenger RNA from Anopheles darlingi, 1812 nucleotides. RefSeq names its product zinc finger and SCAN domain-containing protein 31-like. Gene Ontology annotation, biological process: regulation of transcription by RNA polymerase II. Gene Ontology annotation, cellular component: nucleus. NCBI's taxonomy places the organism in Eukaryota, Metazoa, Arthropoda, Insecta, Diptera, Culicidae. The coding region runs from base 160 to 1614 and encodes 484 amino acids. The record is from RefSeq and is a predicted model, not a curated record. Gene Ontology annotation, molecular function: zinc ion binding; DNA-binding transcription factor activity; RNA polymerase II cis-regulatory region sequence-specific DNA binding. The transcript is spliced from 4 exons.